Molecule: messenger RNA, 2939 nt
Organism: Verruconis gallopava
Lineage: Eukaryota; Fungi; Ascomycota; Dothideomycetes; Venturiales; Sympoventuriaceae
Exons: 3
Coding region: 590-2044 (484 amino acids)
Biological process (GO): plasma membrane tubulation; actin cortical patch localization; endocytosis
Cellular component (GO): Rvs161p-Rvs167p complex; medial cortex; actin cortical patch
Molecular function (GO): lipid binding; protein binding
Source: RefSeq, a predicted model, not a curated record
CUUCAAUCUCCCUGGGCGCCUCUCGUGUGAAUCCCGCUUUUCGCUGGUCAAGAACAACGAGCUCAAGACAGGAGCUUCUGCUCUCGACGCGGCUGAUUUGGUUCUCGUCACGCAGUAUACCUAGAAUUCAGGAUUCCACAUCUCAUCUUGGAGACGAGCUCAAUUGCGAGCGCCAGUCCGUGGCGAUUCAUUCAAAUCCCCCCGCUGAAGAGAAUGCAGAGACGCCAGUCUUGUUUCGGACGAAGAAAACAAUAGGAACGACAACGAGCUGCACAGCGAAAUCAUGCCGGCAAUCGACCAGGUACUGGCUUUCGGUUCCACGAUGAAGACGGCGAUGGAACCUUUUUCGACAGCGGCGUACCGUCAAGUCUCGACAAUUUGAUCGUCGGAGAAAUUCUGUGGGAUCUUCUUCUGGGGUACACGUGGAGGUCACGGAACAAGGCUGAGUCGCACGGGCUUUGCCGUCACUUGCAUUGUUUUGCGUGACCGACCGUGAAACCUGCUUUUGCCUGUGCUGCAGUUCCAUUCUGCUCAUUCGAUUCCCGAGAAAAAAAGCAUCUCGCCGGGUGUACGAUAUCAAACGGUCAAAAUGCAGCGUAUGCAACGAAAGAUUGGCGCGUUUCUGCCACGAACUGCCGAUGAUUCGCAGGUCGCCAUACUCAUUGCAGACUUCGAGGCAGCUGACAAGAUGCUCGAGACGCUCAUUGACGCCUCCAAGCACUGGCGUGACUCUUGGAACGACAUCCUCAACCGCCAAUGCUCUAUGCUCGGGGACUAUGAGAACAUCUACUCUCCUAUCGUCGGCGCCGACAACGACAAAUACUCUCAAACGCCUCAAGAGAAGCUGGAACGAAUCAACGCCCUGAAAGCGGGCUACACAGAGCUGAAGACAGAAAUGGUGGAGGAGAUAGCCAUGAUUGAAAAACAGAUUGUUGCUCCAGCUAAGGACGCCAGAGCCUGCGUCAAAACGUAUAUGAAGGUAAUCAAGAAGAGGGAAGACAAGAAGCUGGACUACGAAAGGUACAAGAGCAGGGUCGAAAAGUUGGAGAAGAACACCAAGAGGACGGACAGAGAGAAUUCCGCCCUGAGUAAGCAUCAGAUGGAUCUAGCAUCAGCAACAGCAGCGUAUGAGGCGGCAGACGACCAUCUCAAACAAACUCUGCCUGGGAUCACCCACGCUACAUACUCUCUCCUCCCACAUCUCCUCAACUCCCAAAUUAUGAUACAGAAUGCCCUCCUAGCACAGCUCUACACUGUCCUCCAUGGCUACUGUGCCGACAAUGGGUUCUCUCCCAAUCCUCCAGAGGCUGACGAGAUCAUUCGCACUUUUGAGGCGGACUUCAACUCUUUUCGCAUCGAAGUUGAAAGUGGCAUCAUGACGAUAGCACGUGGAAAAGCCGUGACGCAGCCGAUGGGGGCCGUCGAUAAGGGCAAGAGCUACACUGGCCUCAACAUCAGGAAUGGAAUUCAGAAUCGUAGAACAGCAAGUCAGACAAAGACAGCUACACUUGGCCGGCCAUCGCAACACACUAUCGAGGCCGGGCCGCCUGACGCAAAUCCUCCCUCUCCCGAGGCGCCACCACCACAAGUCAAUAUCGCGUCUCGACCGAAGAUAACAUCCAACACCUCCUUUGCCAGGUCUCCAGGAAGUCUUCUUUCACCUGAUUCUGCCAUUUCAAACGGCCACGGCUCUCCUUCGCCCUCAGCCCAGCAGCAGACUGACUAUUUCUCUCCCGCGUCACAUAACACAUCUUACGUCGAACCUCGGCGACCUUCAGCAGUUUCGACGACCUCAUCGGCCUCAAUCGCUAGCAUUGCAGGGAAGAAGAAGCCUCCACCUCCUCCACCACCCAAACGGGUGGCGAGCCAGCAAUUCGAGUAUGUGACGGCUCUGUAUGAUUACACAGCGCAAAAUGAGGGCGACCUGAACUUCAGAGAAGGUGACAGGAUCAAGGUCGUAAAGAAGACGGCAAGUUCGAAUGACUGGUGGGAGGGGGAGUUGAGAGGUGUUAGAGGCGCGUUUCCGGCAAAUUAUUGCCAGUGAGGGACACGAGAUUGUUGCUGCGGAUGUGAUUCUACGACAAAAUAGGCACCAAGUAUGGCUCUCGAGCACUAUACGAUAGUAAAAUACUGCACUGCAUGAUCCUGAAAGAAGCGCUCUCCAAAAUCCUGGGGCUCGGGUAGAGCAGCUGAAAAUGUUUCAAGCCGCUGUGCUUGUCCGACCAGCAUAUAUUCACCACUGCCACAGUUUCGGAAAAUGGAGUAAAGCAACGAUCCUUUGAGAGCCACGACGAUAUGACUUUCCUUUGUCGUGAUAUCUCUGCUGGGAGGCCAGAACAGAAACACGUCUCCGUGCUCGGUCAGCAAUACACCGAAAUUGAUCAGUGCAACACCCAUCGAUCGAGCAACUGCAUUCCGCUUGAGAUCGGCAUGCUCGUCAUGAAAGAGUGGCCUAAAGUCGUCUGGCGUACGCGCGUCAGACUCUGUUCCUGCCAGUCUCUCAUGCUGUACGACGAACUGUGACCAACGCGUCCCCCUCGAAACGUUCAAGAUCCUGUCAGAUUGGUUCAGGAUGUUGACCAUUUCGGAGAAUCGCGGUUCUAUCACAUUUGCAUCCGACAAUGCAAUUGAGGGGCUAGUGGCGUUGACAAUCUUACCCACCACAACCCCUUCGACAACCAUUUUAUCACUCGUCGGGAAGAGCACGCUUAUUUGCCGGUGCUUCGGCAUGAGGUUCGUCAACAUCCCGAGUACAGGUUGGAAUGAGGAUACCCAGGAUGGUACACCAGGAAUUGAUAUAUCUCUAUUCGAAUUCUCAAGCAGGGCCAGGCUACCCGUCCGUUGGUAUAUGUAAAUUGAAUAGUCUCGGUAAACUUCGUUGUGAGGUCUGGCGUAGUUUGGUAGCAAAUGUGCGGGCAUGUCGGUCAAAUCGAGCAGGC